This is a messenger RNA of Magallana angulata, 955 nucleotides long. Its product is annotated as collectin-12-like. The record is from RefSeq and is a predicted model, not a curated record. Gene Ontology annotation, molecular function: signaling receptor activity. Lineage: Eukaryota; Metazoa; Mollusca; Bivalvia; Ostreida; Ostreidae. The transcript is spliced from 4 exons. Bases 67 to 804 code for a protein of 245 amino acids.
UCAUCAUUGAUAAGUACCAUUCGUUGAAUUUUAUCACAGAAACGGGACUUUCUUUUCAUUAUCAUAAUGUUAGGUGUCUUUUCCGAACGUUUCGUUGUUUUCAUGUCUUUCUUUUUUAUUCGUGAUAUCAUUUCGCUUAACGUGAAUUUGUAUUUUGAGAGAAAUGAAGCUUUUAAGGAUCUGCUUCCUAUCCAUGGUGAUGUCAACUACAUCUACACAAAGAAUGACCUGAGUAUGUUCGAGUGUGCUGGAAGCUGUAAAUUUUGCGCCGGAUUUCUGUAUAACAGUGGGUCAAAAACUUGUCAUCUUCUGAAAAGUCUUCUCAACGAGACAAUUUUUAACAGAAGUCGUGUGGAUAUCGGAUGGGAGCUUUAUGAAAGUUUGAAUGUUUGCGGUUCGGGAUGGUAUCUCUACAGAACUCAUUGUUAUACGUACUUGGACUUGAAGAAAACAAUGGCGGACGCAAAGGAUUACUGUGCCAGCAUCGGUGCAUAUCUUGUUCAAAUAGACACAAGGGAUGAAAACGAAUGGAUUAAAAGAACAUUACAACCAGCAUUGAAGGAAACAUGCAGCAAUACCUAUUGUUGUGAUACAUGGAUCGGAGCCACUGACCAAGUUGAGGAGAACAUGUUCCAGUGGACAAACAAAGAAAAUGUGGUAUUCUCUAACUGGAUUUCAGGGCAACCCGACGACUAUGGAGGCAACGAGGACUGUGCUGCCCUGUGUCUCAAUGGUCAAUGGAAUGAUUAUCCUUGCACCUACCUUUUGAAUACUAUCUGUGAAAAAGACAAUUUAUUUAGUUAAUCGUGAUUUGAAAUAAAAACCUCAGUAAGUUGUUGUCGGCUAUAUAUCUUCUGUCAUAACUGGUCGUCAAAAGGCGGUUUAUCUAACUUUUUUAGAAAAAAUUACUCACUUUGAAAGAGAGUGUUGCAAAACAGCGGGAAUAUUCCGUAAC